AUGCCCGAACGCGGGAUCACCAGUGCAGAAGGUGAUGCGCAAGCGGCAGGUUACAUUAGACGAACUGUGGCCGGCAGAGGGCACCAGCUGCAGCACGUCGGAGGCAGCAAGUGGAGCGUCAUCGCGGAAGAGGGCGAUGAGUCCGGUCAGGAUUACUCGGACAAGGGAAGCUGUGAUUCGGAAGCAACGUCUGCUUCAGUUCCGGAAGGGAUGUAUCGAGAUGAGCAGCACAGAGUGCGCCACUCGAUGAGGCCCAGUGAUGCUCCCGUGAAGUUUGAAAUGAAAUCUAUGCGAUGUAAUGACUGCCUAUGGCCGGAUUUGGACAGCACAAGUGAUUCGGAUGUUUUGUUAAUAUCCAGGGACAGUUUGGAUCCUGCGUCGGGAGUUCCUCCCGAGCCAUUUCCAUCUUCGUGCACUGACGCGACGUACGGAUGGGACUUCGAGGGGAAAUUCGUUCGCUUGCCAUUUUCAUCGUGUAAUUUGAGGUGCGGUUUGCCGCUGUACCCGGUCAUCGAAUGCGCUCUUUCGAAGCUUCUAGAACCACUCAUCUCCUAUGAGCAGAUUGAGGAGUGUAUCAGUAGCUACACACGUGUGAAACGUUUCGACACGCUCGCGGAACUUUUUGAAAGGGGCCUGGGUCGAGACGUACGUGCGGAAUAUCUCACUUCCGUCGUGCCAUUUAUGGCCAGACUUGCGCUGCAAGGACCAAGUCUAUUUACUCAGGUAUUUUUCAAACUUGUACAAAAAUAA
Molecule: messenger RNA, 750 nt
Organism: Gongylonema pulchrum
Lineage: Eukaryota; Metazoa; Nematoda; Chromadorea; Rhabditida; Gongylonematidae
Source: the annotation of a GenBank genome assembly